Chiloscyllium plagiosum (whitespotted bambooshark) is the source of this 1753-nucleotide messenger RNA. RefSeq lists its product as uncharacterized. NCBI's taxonomy places the organism in Eukaryota, Metazoa, Chordata, Chondrichthyes, Orectolobiformes, Hemiscylliidae. The record is from RefSeq and is a predicted model, not a curated record.
GAUCGCACAUGCAGUUCUAGUUCCCACGGAGACGGGGGCUGAUCUAUAUUCAGUUCACACGCACUGGUUGCUUGGGAGCCUUCUCAGUGCAUUUCUUUCGAUUUGAAACCGAACGACUCACGGCCAACCAUGAGGAUAUUCGUCCCAGUGACACAGGAAGCAAGCGAUGAACUCACAACGAAACCCGGCUCAAAAAUUUAUAAACACGCGUUUUGCUAAAAGUAUCACAAAACUUCCACCUGAUUGAAAAGCCGAGAAAACAAUCCUAUUAAUCAGUGAAUAUUCAAGAUCCAUCGGACUCUGAGCAUAUAAAAUGGGAAACGCACUGAACAGGAAGAAGAAGAAUUAUAAACUUUCCAGCGACAAAGACGCUGAUAAAUUGGCUGAAGGAACAGCAGCAGAGGAUGGAGAGGCAAAAAAGGAAAAGCAGGAAGAGGCCAAAACAUCUGAAGAAGGUGGAAAUGUAUCAGAGGCCAAAGAUAGUCAGGCUGCAAACAACACAGCUGAAACUAAGGAAGAAGAUAAAGAAACAGUGAAAAAAGAGGAAACUCAAAAACCUGAAGCUGAAAAGCCACAAGAUUCCACUGAAGCCAAAACAGAGCCUCUGUCUACAGAACCAACCGCAGAAAAGCCAACAGAACAAACCGAGGUUGCCCCUAUGAGUAGUUCUGCAGAUGGCCAGUCUUCAGCUGUGCCUGAAUCCAGCACUGAAGUGACAUCCAGUCAGCUCUCUGAAACCCUAACACCUGCUCCUGAAAGCAAAACAGAAGAGAAGUGUUCAAGCAUGGUUGAAGUGGAAGCCAAACAGACUGAGGUCGCAUCUACUCUUGUGGCUCAAGGAGAAAGUAAAAAAGCAGAGCCCCAAAAUUUGGACUCUGCCUCAAGCACCACUGAUGCUGUUUCUUCCCAGGAGACACCAGCAGUAGAUGCACCAAUCUCUACUCCAGCUGUUCCUGAAGUCUCAGACAGUGCUACUCCAGCAGAUGUUACAACUUCAGAGAAUUCUUCAGCCAUUACUGAUCAAACGUUAGCUGCGCAAGAAUAAUGAUAGCCUCAUUCAACAACCAUUCACAACCUGCAUUAAAUUCCGACUGUACUAACAAACUUGAUCCACUGUCUUUUACCAGAAAACAUCCAAACAUCCCAUACUCAGAAAUUACAUCAGGAUAUUUCAAGCGACAUUUGGAAAAUUGCUGGACUUAAAUAUUGAUGUCUGGAAGUUGAGUGAGUGGAAUGAAAGUCUCAACAGCUGUAAAUGAUGUGCCUCACUGAUUCAAUCCAACAUAGUGAAUAAUGUUUAUGACUCUGCUGAGUGAUAGUUAGUGGAACUGUGCCAAACUAAUCAGAUCUUCAGAUAACACCUUUGUAUUCCCACCUGAUUUUACACAGUGAGGUACAACCAGCUGUCAGAUAUAAGCCACCAUGUUCCCUUUCUCAUGACAGACCAGGAACAAUAGUUUUGUCUCAAAGUUACUUCAGACUAACACACACUUCUCAUUGUACGUUUCCUAUAUAGAUUUCUCUUGAUCAGUUAAUGCAUGUCCGUUGUUGGGUGCACCUGUAGUUCUGUUUCACAGCAAGUUGCAAACAAGUCUGCAUUCAUUACAGUUCCAGCUUCUCCUCCAUUCAGUGUCACUAAUGCCUCCACUACCACAGCACAUGUUGAAAAUGAUGAGAAUUGUAAAAUGGAUGCAUUGGAAUUAUAUGUGGCUGUAUUAAUGGUGCAACAGUAAUAAAAGUCAUGUAAAAAUAA